AUGGCUAUGCAAUCAACUUCCUCUUCCUCCUUCUCUUAUGAAUUCAACUAUGACGUGUUCAUCAGUUUCAAGGGCACCGAUACUCGCUUCGGUUUCACCGGUAAUCUCUAUAAAUCUCUUUCUGACAAUGGAAUUCGAACUUUUAUUGAUGAUAAGGAGCUUCAGAGAGGUGAAAAAAUCACACCUUCGCUCCUCAAGAACAUUGAAAACUCAAGGGUUGCCAUAAUUGUGUUUUCUUCGAACUAUGCUGCUUCUUCAUUUUGUUUGGAUGAACUUGUCCACAUCAUUCACUACUUUAAGGAAAAGAGUCGUCUUGUUCUGCCAGUUUUCUAUGGCACGGAACCUUCUCAUGUGAGACAUCAGAAUGACAAGUAUGGUGAAGCACUUGCUGAGUAUGAAGAAAGGUUCCAAAAUAACAAGGAAAACAUGGAGCGGUUGCAGAAAUGGAAGAUUGCUCUUACCUACGCAGCUGACUUGUCUGGCUACCAUUACAAUUUCAGGAAAGAAGAAUAUGAAUACAUAUUUAUCAAUAAGAUAGUUACAGAGAUUUCCAGCAAGAUCAAUCGUGUUCUUUUACAUGUUGCCGAUCACCCUGUUGGCCUCAAAUCUCGACUGCUGCAAGUAAAGUCGCUUCUGGAUGUUGACUCUGAUAAUGGAGCCUGUCUGAUUGGAAUAUAUGGAAGUGGAGGAUUGGGUAAAACAACACUUACUCGGGCAGUUUAUAAUUCGAUUGCCGAUCAAUUUGAAGGUUCGUGUUUCCUUCACAAUGUGAGAGAAAAUUCAGUUAAAUAUGGCUUAGAAUAUCUCCAAGAGCAACUCCUCUCCAAAACAAUCGGAUUGAAAAUUCAGUUAGGACAUGUUAGCGAAGGAAUUUCAAUCAUAAAACAAAGGCUACAUCAAAAGAAAGUUUUGUUGAUUCUCGAUGAUGUUGACCAACUAAAGCAGUUACAGUUUUUGGUUGGGGACCCUGGGUGGCUCGGUCUUGGGAGCAGAAUCAUCAUUACCACACGAGACAAAUAUUUGCUAUCAUGUCAUGGGGUUAAAAAAACAUAUGAAGUAGAUGGCUUAAAUGAGAAAGAAGCUCUUGAAUUGUUUAGAUGGAUGAGUUUUAAAUGUAACAAAACUGAUUCUAGUUAUGAUUAUAUUUUAAACCGUGCACUUAAAUAUGCUUCUGGCCUUCCAUUAGCUUUAGAAGUAGUAGGUUCCAACUUGUUUAGAAAACCUAUAGCAGAAUGGGAAUCUACAUUAGAUAAAUAUGAACGGAUUCCACAUGAAGAUAUCCAAAAGAAACUUAAAGUAAGCUAUGAUGCUUUGGACGAAGAACAACAAAGUGUUUUUUUGGAUAUUGCCUGUUGCUUCAAUGGGUGUGAAUUAACACAAGUCGAAGAGACACUUCAUGCACAUUAUGGUCAUGGCAUAAAAAGCCAUGUUGGAGUAUUGGUUGACAAGUCUCUUAUAAAGAUUAAUGUUUAUGGUUAUGUGACAUUACAUGACCUGAUAGAGGAUAUGGGUAAAGAAAUUGUCCGACAAGAAUCACCAAAAAAGCCUGAAAAACGCAGUAGGUUGUGGUUUCAUGAUGAUAUAUUUCAUGUUUUAAAAGAAAAUAAGGGAACUAGGAAAAUUGAAAUGAUUCACUUGAGUUCUCCCUCAACUGAAACAAUAAUAGAUUGGAAUGGAGAGGCACUCAAAAAGAUGACAAAGCUCAAAACACUUAUCAUUGAAAAUGGUCAUUUUUCUAAAGGUGCAAGAUAUCUUCCAUGUAGUUUGAGAGUAUUGAAAUGGAAUAAUUAUUCUUUAGAGUCUUUACCAUCUAGGUUUAUGAACAAGAAGUUCGAGUAUAUGAAAGUUUUCACAUUUAACAAUUGUCAAUAUUUAACUCAUAUAUCUGAUAUCUCAGGUCUUCCAAAUUUAGAAAAAUUCUCAUUCGAAAAUUGUAAUAAUUUAAUUACGAUUCACAAUUCGAUUGGGUAUCUCAAUAAACUUGAAAUCUUAAAUGCAAAGGGUUGCAGUAAACUUGAGAGUUUUCCACCCUUACAGUUGAUCUCUCUUAAGGAAUUGGAACUCUCUAAGUGUAGGAGUCUCAAGAGAUUUCCAGAGUUAUUAGGAAGAAUGACAAAUAUAAAAGAGAUUUGGUUGUUUGAAACUUCCAUAGGAGAAUUGCCAUUUUCAUUUCAAAAUCUCAGUGAACUUCGUGAGUUAAAAAUUAGGGGAUGUCAAAUGCUCAGGUUUUCAAGUAACACUGGUAUGAUGCCAAAAUUGUCGAAGAUUACUGAUGUGGAUUUUCCUCUUCUAUUUCCAAAUCAUAAUGAUAAACUGAGUUCCACAGUAUCUUCAAAAGUGGAAUAUCUUAAUCUCGGAAAGAACAACCUCUCUGAGAAAUGUCUUCCAAUAGUUCUCACACGGUUUGCUAAUGUGAAAUAUCUAUACCUAUGGAAUAACAAUUUCAAAAUUCUUCCCGAAUGUCUUGAUAAAUGUCACCUUAUUAGAAUCCUUGAAUUGGAUGGCUGCAAGUUUCUUGAAGAUAUUAGAGGGAUUCCACCAAAUCUAAAAAAGUUUUCUGCAAUCCGAUGCAAAUCACUGACUUCCGAGUGUAGAAGAAUGUUAUUGAGUCAGAAACUGCAUGAGGCUGGAUGCACCGAAAUUUGCUUGCCAACCGGAACUGAGGGGGUUCCGGGUUGGUUCAAGCACCAAAAGAGUGGAAAAACAACUUUUUUCUGGUUUUGUAAAGAAAUCCCUUCUAUAAGUUGUAUUAUUCUGGUUCAGUCUGAAAUAAUUAAACUAACAGUCAAUUUGUUUGUCAAUGACUACAAAUAUACUCUUUCUGAUGAAGUCCUGUUUCUUCCUUACCUUCUCAAGAUGCGAUCGAAUCAUACAUAUCUAUUUGAUCUAAAAUUGGAAGAAAGCAUUAAAUGCUAUAACCGGAUUUUUGGGACACUUGUGUGUGAGAUGGACGAAGCACUUUUGAAAAAUAAAUGGAUCCAUGUUGAGCUUAUGUUAGAGAUUCAUCCGAAUUUCAAUUAUAAUGAGUAUGAGGAUGAGAAGAAGAAAUUGUUAUGCAGGGAAGAAAUUGGAAUAUACAUGUUGAACGAGAAUGUCAAAUUCUUUAGUCUGGUUAGAAAGUCAAAAACAGAUCCUAAUGCAUCAGGGCGUUUCCCUCGGUUGGAAAAGAAAAUAUUGGUGGACGUGAAAGCUUCCGAGGCAGAAGAAGCUGUGUAG
Messenger RNA from Lathyrus sativus (Indian pea), 3216 nucleotides. NCBI's taxonomy places the organism in Eukaryota, Viridiplantae, Streptophyta, Magnoliopsida, Fabales, Fabaceae. The record is from the annotation of a GenBank genome assembly.